Molecule: messenger RNA, 1566 nt
Organism: Saprolegnia diclina VS20
Lineage: Eukaryota; Oomycota; Saprolegniomycetes; Saprolegniales; Saprolegniaceae
Product: serine/threonine protein kinase
Exons: 7
Coding region: 1-1566 (521 amino acids)
Biological process (GO): protein phosphorylation
Cellular component (GO): plasma membrane
Molecular function (GO): ATP binding; protein binding; protein tyrosine kinase activity
Source: RefSeq, a predicted model, not a curated record
AUGCUGGCCCACGUCGUCGCCGCGCCCAACACCCUCUACGGCGUCUGCCCGGACGCUACUGCGAUCGCAUUGACCAGCAGCGCUGCGCUUCCAUGUGUUCGGUAUGCUGCCUCGAACACGACGCGCUGGUUGUCGUUGACCCGCACCGGCGCGCUCGUUGCACGGGACGCGGACAUUGAAUUCGUCCACAGCUUUCCAGCUGCCGCGACCUCCAUCGACCUCUCGCGCAACGCGAUCGCCGACAUUGCAAGCAACUUGACGACAUCGGUGCUUUCGCUCAACCUCAGCACCAACCGACUAUCGACAUUUGCCAUGCUCACGACGCUGCCAGCGCUGCAGACACUGGACGUGAGUGCCAAUGCCAUCCAAGUCCUCAACGACGACUCCAAUGUAGACAAUUUCACGAGUCUUAUCUCUCUGACCUUGCGGCAGAACGACCUUCGCCGUCUGACGGACAAUCCGUCUUUUCCGCCCAAGCUCGCGUCCUUAGAUCUCUCGGGCAAUGCCAUCACUACCUUUGAUGUCUCGCCAUCCACAUACCAGCUUCUCCACCGCCUCCCGACGCUGUAUAUGGACGCCAUUCACAUCCAAACGUGUAUGGGGAUGCUGGCACCGCUCAAGACGCUCGGCGCCGUCUGCGUCGUGAGUGUGGGCGAUGUGUCGUCGACGCCUGUGCUCGAAACAACCACGGGCAAGCUGAGCUUCAUCUUUGGUAUCUUGACGCUAUCGAUGGUGCUCUACAAGACCGUGCUCAGCCGCUGGCGCAUCCUCCAUGACGAGCAGCGCGACCAGCGCGCACUCCGCGCCACGUGUGUGAGCUCCAACUACUCUGGUUUCGAGGAGCCGCCGCCCGAGUACCGCAUCUCGCUUUCACUCAACCUCCCAACACCGCAUUUCGAGCUCGCGUCACUGCCGGCGACGCAAGUGCCAUACCACGAGCUCGCAAAGUGCAAGCUCGUCACCAUGUCGACGCAUGCCCUUCUCUAUAACGCACGCCUCCGCGACAGCCUCGACGUCGGACUCAAAGUCGUUCGCACAGUCCACGGUGACGAAGCCUCCGUCACGUUGGCGCUGACGUCCUUGGUGCACGAGCUCCAUAUGUUGGCGAGCGUCUCGCACUCGCACGUACUAGGGCUCGUCGGUUUUGCCUCGUCGCCAAACCUGCUCGACUUUGCACUCGUGACCGAGUAUGCCGCCCGUGGACCACUGCCGGCGUUGUUGGUGUCAACGUCGUGGCCGAUGCGACUGCAGAUCGCGCUGGAUGUCGCACAUGCUAUCACGUACCUCCACGCGCGACACAUUGCACACAACGCUGUCGUCACAAAGCACGUGCUUGUGACGACAGACUGGCGCGCCAAGCUCACUGGCCUUCAGCACGCGUCCAGAGGCGAUGGAGACGCGGACGUGGCACGUUUUGGCCACUUUCUCAACGAGCUCGCGACCAAUUGCAGCGAGGCGGGAGGUGUGACGAGUGUCGUUGCCUCGUGUGUAAAUGCCGCGCCGACGGACCGACCGAGUAUGGGCGACGUCCUUGCUUUGCUGCUGCGCGCCCAGACCGUAGCCUAG